Messenger RNA from Anastrepha ludens (Mexican fruit fly), 343 nucleotides. Its product is annotated as kunitz-type serine protease inhibitor 2-like. The transcript is spliced from 2 exons. The record is from RefSeq and is a predicted model, not a curated record. Lineage: Eukaryota; Metazoa; Arthropoda; Insecta; Diptera; Tephritidae. Gene Ontology annotation, molecular function: serine-type endopeptidase inhibitor activity. The coding region runs from base 44 to 295 and encodes 83 amino acids.
GAUAAGUUGGCGAUAAAUCUGCUCCAAAACCAAAAAGCAAAAAAUGAUUAGUCUACGUGUCAUUUUUGGCUUUUUUUUGUUAAAUGUCCUAGUAAAUAUUUUUGUAAUGAGUGCGCAAUCGGCAAAUGUUUGCAAUCUACCCCCUGAGACUGGCCAUUGUCGUGCUGUGAAGAGGCGCUACCACUUUGACGCCGAUUCAAAUAGUUGCAGGAUCUUUAUUUAUGGAGGCUGUGGCGGAAAUGGCAAUAAUUUCCGAAGAAGGGAGGACUGUGAAGCUGCGUGUUUAAAAAGCUGAGCACCAUAUUGUUUUUGAAGUGUGAACCAAGUGAAUAAAUAAGGAAUU